AUGACUUUGAAGGUUUCUCUCUUGAUAAAAUGCUUCAUCAUCACAUUAAUAUUCAUCUUCUCUUUUUCAUCAGCAGUAGCUACCACCACUACUACUACUGGUAGCAUAAACUGGUGGUGCACCCAAACCCCACACUACCAAACAUGCAGCCACUACGUCGCGGAUCAUAACAUCUCUUCCGCCACCAUAUCUGCAAAAGAAUUCCUAGAUAUAACCGUAAAAGCAGCCAUAGAUGAAGCGCGCGUAGUUUUGAAACGUAGCCAAAAAAUCGAGUCUAAAUACCCAUAUAAUGCUCGGGGAAAAAGCUCAUGGCGUAACUGCGUAGAAUACUUUGAUGGUAUUGUGUUUACACUCAAUGAAGUCCUUGACCACAGACUCAAGCCAACCCCACAUAAUAUCCAAACAUGGCUCAGUGCUGGUUUGACAUACAUCACCAUGUGUGAAAAUGAGUUCAAAUUGAUCAAUAUGACCAACAACAUUUUACCCACUAUCUCUGUCAAUUUAAAAGAAUUACUACUCAACUCUUUGGCUAUUAGUGUCGUUAUUAGACGUGCGAGUACUAAUAAUAUUAUUCCUAAUGGCGGGUUGGUCAAUCAGAAUAUUAGUAAUAAAAACACGCUAUCGACGUAUCUGGCUCAAGAUGAGCCAGAUGUCGUGGUGGCUCAAGAUGGCUCGGGAGAUUUUAAUACGAUUCAAGAAGCUGUAAAUUCUGCAGAUUCCAGGAGACGAUCAGAUAGGUUUGUGAUUUACGUGAAGGCAGGUACCUAUAAUGAACAAGUUAUUAUCCCGAAAGAAGUGCAAUACAUUACCAUGUAUGGUGACGGUAUAAAUCAGACGAUUGUCAGUGGUGAUCGUAAUUUAGGUGCCAAUAAUUUGAGAACCAUGUCUUCACAGUACUUGCAAGACACAGCAACUUUUCUUUGGUUCAUUUGGAUAGCAGAAGUUUGGAGUCGUGGAUUUAUGGCUAGAGACAUGACAUUCAGGAACACCGCGGGGUCAGAGCUACAUCAAGCGGUGGCACUUCUCUCCGGCUCUGACCAAUCAGUCGUGUACCGCUGCAGCAUUGAAGGCUACCAAGACACACUUUAUACAACCCAAUACACCCAAUUCUACAAAGACUGUAAAAUCUUUGGAACGGUAGACUUCAUUUUUGGAGACGCUCAAGCGGUGUUCCAAGAUUGCGACAUCUUUGUUAGAAAACCGUAUCCCCAUGGAGGGUUAGUGGUAACAUCUCAUGGCCGAACUUUUGAAAACGAAAGCACAGGAUAUUCAUUGCAAGGGUGUAAGAUAGUUGCCGGAGAUGAUCUUAAGCCCAUUAUCGGUCAGAUAAAACCAAGCUUCCUAGGAAGACCAUGGCGCCCAUAUGCGCGGACCAUUUUUAUGCAAUCUUUUCUUGAUGACAUAAUUGACCCACAAGGAUGGCUUGAUGAUCAGGGCUACUAUGAAACUUUGUAUUAUGGAGAAUACCAGAACAAUGGGCCGGGUUCUUCUACUGAUAACAGAGUAAACUGGCCUGGUUACCAUAUCAUCGUGGAUCAAGAUACCGCCAAUGAGUACACGGUUGCCAAUUUCAUUUCAGGCAACGACUGGCUUCCUGCAACUGGCGUGCCUUUUACACCAGGGCUUUAUUAA
Erigeron canadensis is the source of this 1632-nucleotide messenger RNA. Its product is annotated as pectinesterase-like. Lineage: Eukaryota; Viridiplantae; Streptophyta; Magnoliopsida; Asterales; Asteraceae. The transcript is spliced from 2 exons. The record is from RefSeq and is a predicted model, not a curated record. Gene Ontology annotation, molecular function: pectinesterase inhibitor activity; pectinesterase activity. Gene Ontology annotation, biological process: cell wall modification. Bases 1 to 1632 code for a protein of 543 amino acids.